AUGUCUCUCUACCUCCUCUUCGAGUCGGCCUCCGGGUACUCCAUUUUCCAGGCGCACGGCAUCGAUGAGAUCGGGCAGAACACCGAGGCGGUCCGGAACUCGGUCCUCGACCUCACUCGCUUCGGCAAGGUCGUUAAGCUCGUCGCUUUCAAGCCCUUCGCAUCCGCUCUGGAUGCCCUGAACCAGUGCAAUGCAGUUUCUGAAGGUGAGAGCACGUGGAAGGAGCAUCUGUCACGUUGAGGUUUAUUGGACCACGUUGAGGGGGGCUAGCCGAGCUCAUUAUGGAUAAUUUUCUUCAGUAUUUGCCUGUAUGCCGGUCCUCUUCCUUGUGCAAUUUGACCGUAUAGUCAAGUAAGCGAGAAAAAAUGGUCGAUUGAUGAUCGCAUGUAUCCCUCGUUGCUUUUGGGCGUUUUCCUAGAUGUUUGCCUUUACAUUUGAAUCUUCUCUCUGCCCAUUUUUCCUGUUCAAUCGCUCUGUCCGUUUACUCUAGUAUCACCUUGGAUUCUAAUCUAGAGUGCGCCUGCUUGAGUUCGACAAGCAUUGGCCCCAGAUCUGUCUUCCACCAUUAUUGCCCUGUCAUAUUAUAUGUUUACCUAAAUCUCAUGUGUCAUCUCAUUUGUUCUUGGUUCCAGGUAUUCUAACUGAGGAGCUGAGGAACUUCUUGGAAUCCAGUUUUCCAAGAACCAAAGAAGGGAAAAAGGCCAAGUACAGCCUGGGGUUGGCUGAACCGAAGAUUGGAUCCCAGAUCUCUGAAGUGACUAAAAUUCCCUGCCAGAGUAAUGAGUUUGUUCUUGAGCUGCUCCGGGGCAUCCGUUUACACUUUGAUAGGUUCAUCGACAGCCUAAAGGUUUGGAUUCAAUAUGUGGUUCCCUUAGCAAAACCUUUCAAGUCUCCCUUACACCAGCAUACUCAUCUAUCCUUUUCUCAUCAUCGUGGACACUUAUUUGCAGCCAUAUGACUUGGAGAAGGCCCAGCUUGGUUUGGGGCAUAGUUACAGCCGCGCAAAAGUUAAGUUCAAUGUCAAUCGGGUUGAUAAUAUGGUCAUCCAGGCUAUAUUCCUGCUUGAUACUCUGGAUAAAGAUAUCAACUCCUUUUCAAUGAGAGUCAGGUUGGUCGGACAAUCGUGUUGACAUAUCAUCUACUCUGUUCAUGCACUUUCGAGUUUAACGAUACAUGCCCGGUAAUCCUUUUGUUACCUAAAUGCUAAUUUUUUGUAGAUGCCUCUUGCAUCUGAGCUAGCAGUAUGUUCUUCGAGAAAACAGUUCAUUUUGUUUCAGGAUAUAUUUAUCAAUAUAUGUAUCUUUAUUUAAUGUUCUCAAUCAAUUUGACUAUGCUAAAAUUCAUUUACUAUUUAGCAUUGAUUUCAUUUUUUCUGCUUAGGGUUCGAAUCAUUGCAUAUUCUUGGCUCUUAGAUUUAAUGUUUCGCACUUUUCUUCCACAUUUCGUAAUUUAAUUUGUUUUAAUUUCCCGUUGCUUGCAGAGAGUGGUACUCGUGGCAUUUCCCCGAACUCGUCAAAAUAGUAAACGACAACUACUUGUAUGCGAAAAUAGCCAAAUUUGUGGAGAACAAAUCAAACUUGACGGAUGAACACAUACCAGCGUUAGCUGACAUACUUGGUGAUGAUGACAAGGCAAAGGAGGUCGUUGAAGCAGCAAAGGCGUCCAUGGGUAAAUGCCUUAGGAUGAGCCUGUGCUCUUUAGGUGUCUAGUCCAUGCCUUCUGACCCUCAUUGUUCCUUGUCUUUUCAGGACAAGAUCUGUCUCCCAUUGACUUGAUCAAUGUCCAGCAGUUCGCCCAAAGGGUCAUGGAUCUGUCUGAGUACAGAAGAAAGCUUUACGAUUAUCUUGUCCAGAAGAUGAAUGACAUCGCUCCCAAUCUGGCGACCCUAAUUGGUGAAGUCGUCGGGGCUCGCCUGAUUUCCCAUGCAGGAAGUCUCUCAAAUCUGGCCAAGUGUCCUUCCUCCACCCUUCAGAUUCUUGGCGCUGAGAAGGCUCUUUUCAGGUCUCUUAAAACCCAUAUAUUGGCCGAUAUUAGACAUGUAUUUUUUCUGGACUAUUUGAGAUUAGUUCUAGUUCUAAAAUUCUUCUUUGAGGUUUAUAUGGUGGGUUAUAAUGCUAAACCCUCCGACUACUACAAACCGGUGAUUCAUUCGUUAUUCUGAACUUAUUGAGGGCUCUGUAAAUGAGAAAAAAAAUGAUUGGUGUGCGGUUAUCAUACUCAUUUAAUUGCAUGUUGAGAUCCUUAGUUUUAGAUUGGACGGCCUAAUAUCUUAGGAUAUACGAUUUGUAUGCUCACAGACUAGAAAUUCUUUUUUCUUUUUUUUUCUUUUUUUUUGGUUGUUGCCGGAUGAGCAAUUGCGUCUACUGACCUUGGUGAGUUUCCAGGGCUUUGAAAACCCGUGGAAAUACCCCUAAGUAUGGUCUGAUCUUCCACUCAUCGUUCAUCGGCCGAGCAUCAACCCGGAAUAAGGGCCGUUUGGCCCGUUACCUUGCUAACAAGUGUUCUAUCGCCUCCCGCAUAGACUGCUUUUCCGGUGGGUCCAUCCUUGUUCGGUGGCUGGGUUUAAACUUCGAAUUAUAUAUCGAUUGGGCUGUCUUCUCAAACAGAUUUUUGAUGCUGCAGAGAGUAGCACCACGGUGUUCGGUCAGAAGCUGCGGGAACAGGUCGAAGAGAGGUUGGACUUCUAUGACAAGGGAGUUGCUCCUCGGAAGAAUGUUGAUGUGAUGAAAGCCGCCAUUGAGAGUGCAUCAAACAAAGAAGAUGGUGAGCAAUUUUAAGUGGGUUCUUUUUAGUUUUAUCUCCCUAUGGAUUAUAUUAUAAAAUGGCCGUAAUCAUUGGCAUCUUACAUCAAUCUACUCAUAUAACAUGUGAAAAUCUGUGGGUUUCUAGCUGAAGUGAGAACUGCUCUGUAAUGAUAUCAGUUCUACUCUCAUCCUACGUUUGCAGAUACGAAAGAAGAUCAGAUGGAUGUGGAUGAGAAACCAUCUGACUCCGCCAAGAAGAGCAAGAAGAAGAAGUCCAAGACAGAGAACAAUGGUGCGGCAGAGCCCGCGGCUGAGGACGGGCCCCGAGUUGCGCCUCCGCAGCCCGAAAUUGAGAAGAAGAAGAAGAAGAAGCACAAGCUGUCCGAGGAGCCAGAAUCAGAGCCUGCAUCCGCGAAGACGAAUGGAGCGGACUUGGAGUCGGAGAGGAAGAAGAAGAAGAAAAAGCAGCACGAGGAGGCAGAUGGGGUCAAAGACGUUCAGCCCACCAGCGAGAAGAAGAAGAAGAAGAAAUCCAAGAGCAAGGAUGAUGAGUGA
This is a messenger RNA of Spirodela intermedia, 3299 nucleotides long. Lineage: Eukaryota; Viridiplantae; Streptophyta; Magnoliopsida; Alismatales; Araceae. The record is from the annotation of a GenBank genome assembly.